Fonsecaea multimorphosa CBS 102226 is the source of this 1038-nucleotide messenger RNA. RefSeq lists its product as uncharacterized. Gene Ontology annotation, molecular function: protein binding. The record is from RefSeq and is a predicted model, not a curated record. NCBI's taxonomy places the organism in Eukaryota, Fungi, Ascomycota, Eurotiomycetes, Chaetothyriales, Herpotrichiellaceae. The coding region runs from base 1 to 1038 and encodes 345 amino acids. The transcript is spliced from 5 exons.
AUGCUCCAAACCUACCAAGAGCUCGCCAGCCGUGCGCCAUCCAGGCAGGAAGAUGUCUACAUUUUUGCAAUAGCCCCCGUCACGGGCCGUGGCCUUGCCGCUAUCACCUCUGCCGAUGAACUCCUCCUUCUCAAUAGGGACAACCUGGCUGGAUCCAACCCCGUGGGGAUCCAAGGUGUCCCCCACGGGCUCUCUUCAUUAGUGGUUGAGGACCAGGGAACAACUGUCAUGUGUGCUGGAAAUGACGGAACCGUGGCAGUGUUUGAUGUUCGAACUCCAUCGAGUGUUGCCCACUUCAAGUCGGCCAAACCUGUCAAUUGUCUGGCCUCCAGGCUGAACGAUGUGGCUCUUGGCUGCGAGGCGGUCGUCUCCAUCUGGGAUCGGAGACAGGGGAAGCUAAGAUGGCAGAAUGCUGAGGUCAACGAUGAGAUCACUGCAUUAGAUUUCCAUCCUUCCAGGGAUAAUCUGCUCCUCAGCGGAGGCGAUGACGGUGUAGUCUGCGUGUUUGACACUCAAAUCCAAGAAGAGCAAGACAGUCUGCUUCAGGCCGUGAACCAUGGUCCAAUUCACAAGGCAGGCUUCUUGGGGCCAACGGACCUAUACGCUUUGAGUUCGGACCAGAAUCUUUCAUUGCACUCUCUCACUGUUGAUGACGCAGAUGCUGAGGCAGAUCAGCCAGCGCCGGAUCAGUUGGGGGACCUAAGACCAGCCAUCCCCUGCGAAUAUGUGAUUGACAUCCUCCAUAGCGGCACGGACCAUAUUGUGGCUUGUGGCUCGCACAGUAAUUCUCGUGUGGACUUGAUCCGAGUGAACCGAGGGGUCGGGCUCAAUUUUGACCAGCGAAUCGUCCUCGAAAACGCUCAUGGAGGAGAGGUUGUUCGAUCAAUAUUUGCGGAUGAGACCGAUGGUACAAUUUUUACGGCAGGCGAGGAUGGACGGAUCAUGGCAUUCCGUCCACAAGGCAGUGGCCUAGCUACCACCCCUACUAAAGCGACGAAAUCUAAGAAGAUCGCCGAUACAAGAUACAGGCCCUACUGA